This is a messenger RNA of Phycodurus eques (leafy seadragon), 4655 nucleotides long. RefSeq names its product ubiquitin specific peptidase 46 (gene usp46). NCBI's taxonomy places the organism in Eukaryota, Metazoa, Chordata, Actinopteri, Syngnathiformes, Syngnathidae. Bases 291 to 1409 code for a protein of 372 amino acids. Gene Ontology annotation, molecular function: cysteine-type endopeptidase activity; cysteine-type deubiquitinase activity. Gene Ontology annotation, biological process: protein deubiquitination. The record is from RefSeq and is a predicted model, not a curated record. Gene Ontology annotation, cellular component: nucleus; cytosol. The transcript is spliced from 9 exons.
UCGCCACGGAAGCCGUUCCCUGUUUGUUUGCUAACAAGCAGCCUCUCAUAACUUGCCUCCAUUAUGUUGUCUUUUCAUCACUUUUUGGCGAUGAAGGCGCUUCGUCUCUGAGUCGCUCUUCGGUCUCCUCGCUGGCCGUAUGGUGCCGCGGGUCUGCGUUGCGACGCCGCCCCGGGGCUUGUCGUUGUGUGCGUUUGCGUUUAUGGGUGGCCUUCCAAUUCAACUUGUUUGCUCCGUCAAAGUCAUGUUUAUUUCCUGAAGAUGGCGGCCAAGGGGACACUGUGAACUAAAUGACUGUCAGAAACAUCGCCUCCAUUUGUAAUAUGGGCACCAAUGCCUCCGCUCUGGAGAAAGACAUCGGCCCGGAGCAGUUCCCCAUCAAUGAGCACUACUUUGGUUUGGUCAACUUCGGCAACACGUGCUACUGCAACUCGGUGCUGCAGGCGCUCUACUUCUGCCGGCCGUUCCGCGAGAACGUGCUGGCCUACAAGGCCCAGCAGAAGAAGAAGGAGAACCUGCUCACGUGCCUGGCUGACCUCUUCCACUCCAUCGCCACGCAGAAGAAGAAGGUGGGCGUCAUCCCGCCCAAGAAGUUCAUCUCGCGCCUGCGCAAGGAGAACGACCUGUUCGACAACUACAUGCAGCAGGACGCCCACGAGUUCCUCAACUACCUGCUGAACACGGUGGCUGACAUACUGCAGGAGGAGAAGAAGCAGGAGAAGCUGAACGGACGCCUGAAGAACAACGGCCCCGAGGCCGAAACGACGACGACGACGACGGCGGCCGAGAACAAGACGGAGCCCACCUGGGUGCACGACAUCUUCCAAGGCACGCUGACCAAUGAGACGCGCUGCCUCAACUGCGAGACGGUGAGCAGCAAAGAUGAAGAUUUUCUCGACCUUUCCGUGGACGUGGAGCAAAACACGUCGAUAACUCACUGUCUCAGGGACUUCAGCAACACGGAGACGCUGUGCAGCGAGUACAAGUACUACUGCGAGAUGUGCUGCAGCAAGCAGGAGGCGCAGAAGCGCAUGUGCGUGAAGAAGCUGCCCAUGAUCCUUGCACUGCACCUGAAGAGGUUCAAGUACAUGGAGCAGCUGCACCGCUACACCAAACUGUCGUACCGCGUGGUCUUCCCCCUGGAACUGCGCCUCUUUAACACAUCCGGCGACGCAGUCAACCUGGAUCGCAUGUACGACCUGGUGGCUGUGGUGGUCCACUGCGGAAGUGGUCCAAACCGAGGGCAUUACAUCACCAUCGUGAAGAGUCAUGGUUUCUGGCUGCUCUUUGACGAUGACAUCGUGGAGAAAAUCGACGCGCACGCCAUUGAGGAGUUUUACGGACUUACCUCAGACAUCUCCAAGAACUCUGAGUCGGGCUACAUCCUCUUCUACCAGUCCAAAGAGUGACAUCCUCGUCCUUUUCUUUUUACUCCUCCAUGUGUGCCAACCCCCCCCCACUACCCCCACCUUAUUUUUUUAACUGACUUCACCUGCAUCUGACCGCACUUUACGCAAAACAAAAAUAAUCUACGUUAGCCCUCGUCUUUGACUGGGAGGAUGAUGUAUAAAUUGACCCUUUGUCAUUCCUCACAGUUACUAUGCAUUUUUUAGGGGGUUAAAGUAAUAUGUUCAUAUUUAGAUACCCAACUACAGGAUCAGCCGACACUCCAUUUACAACUCAUUCUCUAGAUGGAUCUUAUUUAUUGAACUUAUUUAUUUUUGUAACUUGUAGCACGAACUGCAGGACUUCUUCUUUUCCUUUGGGCUUGUCCCUUUAGGGGUGGCCACAGCGCGUCAUCCUUUUCCAUGUAAGCCUAUCUCCUGCAUCCUCCUCUCGAACACCAACUGCCCUCAUGUCUUCCCUCACGACAUCCAUCAACCUUCUCUUUGGUCUUCCUCGAGCUCUCUUGCCUGGCAGCUCCAUCCUCAUCAUCCUUCUACCAAUAUACUCACUAUUUCUCCUCUGGAUGUGUCCAAACCGUCGAAGUCUGCUCUCUCUAACUUUGUCUCCAAUACAUUGAGCCUUGUGCUCAUUUCUAAUUUUAUCCAACCUGGUCACUCAGAGAGCGAACCUCAACAUCUUCAUUUCCGCCACCUCCACCUCUGCUUCCUGUUGUCUCUUCAGUGCCACUGUCUCUAAUCCUUACAUCAUGGCUGGCCUCACCAAUGUUUUAUAAACGUUGCCCUUCAUCCUAGCAGAGACGCUUCUGUCACAUAGCACUUCUGGAAGCUUCUCCCGUCCACCGAGAGCCUGUCUCACCUCUUCCCGAAAAGCUGCACAACACUCGUCCUGUCUCAGCUUCCACCACAUGGUUCUCUGCUCUGCCUUUUGUCUUCCUAAUUUUUCUCACCACCAGAGUCAUCUUACACACCACCAUCCUAUGCUGUCUAACCACACUCUCCCCUACCACUACCUUACAGUCUGUAACCUCCUUCAGAUUACAUCGUCGGCACAAGAUGUAAUCCACCUGCGUGCUUCAACCUCCGCUCUUGUAUGUCACCCUAUGGUCCUGCCUCUUCUUGAAAAAAGUGUUCACUACAGCCAUUUGCAUCCUUUUUGCAAAGUCUACCACCAUUUGUCCCUCCAAGUUCCUUUCCUGAAUGCCGUACUUACCCGUCACUUCUUCAUCACUCCUAUAUCCUUCACCAACGUGUCCAUUACAAUCUGCACCGAUCACGACUCUCUCUCUGUCAGGGAUGCUCAGAACUACUUCGUCUAGCUCCUUCCAGAAUUUCUCUUUCACCUCUCGGUCACAUCCUACCUGUGGGGCGUAGCCACUAAUCACAUUACACAUAACACCCUCAAUUUCAAGUUUCAGCCUCAUCACUCGAUCUGAUUCUCUUUUCACUUUCAAGACAUUCUUAGCCAACUCUUCUUUUAAAAUAACCCCGACUCCAUUUCUCUUCCCAUCUACACCAAGGUAAAAUAAUUUAAACCCUGCCCCCAAACUUCUAGCCUUACUGCCUUUCCACCUGGUCUCCUGGACACACAAUAUAUCAACCUUUCUCCUAAUCAUCAUGUCAACCAACUCCCGAGAUUUUCCUGCCAUAGUCCCAACAUUCAAAGUCCCCACAUUCAGUUCAAGGCUCUGUGCUUUCCUCUUCUCUUUCUGCCGAAGAACCCGCUUUCCACCGGUUCUUCGACUUCGACCCACAGUAGCUGAAUUUCCACCGGCGCCCUGCAGAUCGAUGGCGCCGGUGGCGGACGUUGUUAACCCGGGCCACGACCGAUCCGGUAUGGAAUUCUUUGGAUGAACGCUCAUAUUUGCUUGGCAAAGUUUUAAGCCAGAUGCCCUUCCUGACGCAACCCUCUGCAUUUAUCCGGGCUUGGGAACGGCCUAAAGUUUGCACUGGCCAGACACAGAAACAGCUAAUGGAAAGAUCAGGUCUUGGACAAUUGCAAUUCCAGGCCUGUUUUUGUAUUGGUCAAUGGUAAACUCUGAUGUAUUGUUCGAUACCAGACCCUGUAUCUAUUGAUUGCAUUAGCAGACAAUGACAAAGGUAUUCUUCGUUGUCUGAAUCGGUUGAUACAAGACCCUGUAUCUGCUAAAAGAGAUCGGAUUUUGGUCAAUAGCAAAUGCAGGUUCCUGGUAUUUGAUGGUAUUGGUCAAUGACAAAUUCACAUGUAUUGGUUGAUGCCAUACCCUGAAUCUACUAAUGGCAUGAUCAGAUCAUGACAAAUGGAAAUUCAGGUAGUGUCCAAUACCAGAUCCUGAUUAUGAUACAAUUUUUUGGGUGUUGGCCAAUAACCAGCCCAAAUAUCAGUAUCUGCUGAUACCAGAAAUUGGUAUCUAAUGUUAGCUCUAUAAGGUACAGUAUGUGUCCAUAGCCAGGUAAUCAGAUAACGACAAAUGGAAACCUCAGGUGUCUGUAUCAGUCGAUACGAGACUCUGCUGUAUCUGCCAAUGGUAUGAUUAGGUUUUGCCAGUAGCAAACCCUGGUGGGUGUCUUGGUACGCGUUUCCUGUUGCAGCACUAGAAUUCAGUGGACGUUGCGUGACGUUCCUUUUUGUGGAAAAACCUAUCACGGCAAAAAAAAAAAAAAAAAAAAAAAAAAAGCCAAAAUGGUGCAGUAAAGAAGUGAGGUUGAGCAGUGAGGAUGGUGCGUUCAGUGACCCAGCUUGUCACUUUUGUUGUGUUUUUAUUGCAUUUAGUUGUACUUCCUUGUUCCUGCAUUAUUGAUGUAAAUGGUGUUUGUGGUAAAUACUCGUUAAUUCAAUAUAUCUCCCGAGAGAUUAGAAAAUUAGCAUUUCAUACAAGUCUGUUUUUUUCCGCUCUGUGCCAAACUGCUGCAGACCUCGUCUUGAAAAAUGUCUUUAUUUUCUUUGUAAACGUGUACAGAAACAGUAUGGUAUGUAGAAAACCGCGACAUUAUUUUUUUAAAAGGUGUGUGUGCUAAAGAGUUUCACGUAUAACCGAGUGCUGUUUUUCCCGCUCGGUAAUCUUGUCGCGUGAUUGGUCGAGAAUGAGUUUCCAUUCGUGCUAUGCACUCUGUGUUGACUCUUUACUGUGACCAUGGGUGGGAUAGCGCCACCUGUUGGAAGAGUUGAUGGAAGUGUCUGAUUGGCUUUCAGCGAAAAGUGCACUUUAUUGGCCAUGAGCUACAUGCUAACACACACUCACUCGUUCUCAAUAAAAGUGACCAUCGAUGACA